UUCGAUUUUUCAGCUAUGAGCACAACCGCACAGGCUCCUGCCCGCACGCCCUUUAAGGGCGCCGAGACGCUGGGCGCCAACCCCCAGCAAAGCAUCCUGAACGUGCUCCGCAUGGCAUGCGCGCCCGCCCUGCAGCGCGCAGACUUUACCUCAACCCUGCAGACAAUAAAGCAGCGGUUCUUUGCGCGCGACUUUAACGCGAUCUUCCAGACCCCCGGCAAUCUGCCUGUCUACACGGCCCAGUACGUGCCGCGACGUGCGCUCUGCUACUACGAGAUUUUCCAGCUGCCCGAGCUCCAAAGGAUCCUGGAAAAUGCUCCCACUAUGUACUGCCUGGGUGCGGGCUCCGGCAGCGAGCUGGUGGGGGUAGCGGCGGCCAGCUGCACAGCACUGAAUAGCAAGGUAGCAGGGCCGAUUGUGGUGCAUUCGCAAGACUACGCAGACUGGACAGAGACACUGGGGCAGCUGGAGGACGCUGUGCGGUACAAGUGGGGGCUGGAUGAGAGCCAGAUCAGGUUCGAGUUCAGCAUUGGCGAUCUGAUGGCGCCCACCAGGCAGAUGGAGGAGCGUGUGCAUGGGGCGCAGCUGGUGACGGCCAUGUUUGUAUUCAAUGAGCUGUUUGCUGACAAGGCCAAGGCCAUGGGGUUUGUCAAGAUGGUGGUGGCGAAUGUGCAGAAGGGCGCGUAUUUCCUGCUGGUCGAUUCGGCCGGCUCAUUUUCGAGUGUGCAGGUGGGUGGCAAGAGCUACAUGUCGUAUAUGUUUUUCGACUCGCUGCGGCAGUUCUUUGAGCCGGUUGUCUCGGAGGACUCGAGGUGGUUCCGGCAUGCAAGCAAUCUGGAGUAUCCUCUGAGCAUCGAGAAUAUGCGGUACUUUAUCAGGCUUUACCGCAGAAAAUGAGGCAGCUGCGUGGUAAAACCAUAAGCUGUCCCGCAUGACAGUGCAGCGUAUUUGGAUGGAUGAUGGAGGUGGGUUGGGGGAUGGUACAUUUUGUCGGUAUCUUUUUAUAUACUUGUAAUUGCACAUAAUGUCGCAGUCGGGGCAGCAUCUGUCGGACCGCGAGGCGGCGCUGCUGACCGAGUACGAGCUGAUCCGCAACGAGGUCAAGAAGAUGGGGGCCCUGGUGGCCGAGAUCAACCACGCCGAGCUCGAUGCCUUGAC
Messenger RNA from Linderina pennispora, 1158 nucleotides. RefSeq lists its product as uncharacterized. Bases 16 to 897 code for a protein of 293 amino acids. The record is from RefSeq and is a predicted model, not a curated record. NCBI's taxonomy places the organism in Eukaryota, Fungi, Kickxellomycota, Kickxellomycetes, Kickxellales, Kickxellaceae. The transcript has a single exon.